CUCCUUAAAAAAAUAAAAAUAGAAAGAAAAUCAAAAGUACACAAAAAGACAAUUAUAAUUACUGCAAUCAAAUGCCAACUGUAAGACAUUGAUACUUCUUAAUCAUACUUGAAAAAGGCCAGCACUAAAUAAUCAACCAUACUUUACACAGUCAAAUUUUAAAAAAUAAAAUAAAAAAAAGAAUAUCAGAUAUUGGUGAUCCAAGCAAAUGAAAAUCCUAUACUUCGUAACAGUAACACUGUAUCAUUGCACGAGUGACAGACAGGUUGAAUUUACAUGACCUCUUAAAUAAAAAUCUACUACAGGUUGCUGAAUGAAUGUCUGAAAAGCUGAUUGAGUUCGCUGGUUAUGGAGAACAUAGAGAGACAUAGGGUUAAGGUUUUUCCUAAUGGUGAUGUAUAUAAUGGUGAUAAUUUGGGCAUGGUUCCUCAUGGAAAGGGGAAAUAUACAUGGUCUGAUGGGACGACGUAUGAGGGUGAUUGGGAGGAAGGAAAAAUGACAGGGAAGGGACGUAUUAGUUGGCCUUCAGGAUCAAUAUAUGAGGGUGAGUUCUCUGGUGGUUAUCUUCAUGGUCAAGGAGCUUUAAAAGCUACUGAUGGAUCUGCUUAUGAUGGGGCGUGGCGGAUGAAUACGAAAGAUGGGUUUGGAAAGAAAAAUUACGCAAACUCUGAUUUUUAUGAAGGAUCUUGGAAAAAAGGCCUUCGCCAAGGAAGUGGUAAGUAUAUGUGGAGUUCAGGAAAUGCAUACAUUGGUACAUGGAAAUCGGGGAUGAUGUGUGGAAAAGGGCUUUUAAAGUGGGCGAAUGGUGAUAUUUUUUAUGGUUCUUGGUUGGAUGGGUUACGGGAUGGAUCAGGUUUCUACCGCUUUUCUGAUGGGGGUUGUUAUUGUGGAACUUGGAGCAGGGGGAUAAAAGACGGAAAAGGAACAUUUUAUCCUGCUGGAAGUAAACAUGUAUCUCUGAAGAAGUGGUUUAAAUCAGCAGGUUAUCAUGGAAGUCUAAGAGGUGAGCUGUCUCACAGUGCAUCCCUGGGUUUCGAAGAGAAUAAUAAGACAUCAGGACCAAGGAUUAAUCGCAGUGUUUCUGAAAGAAUUUCUAGUAGUAAAUCAAGGAAAAGUUCAAGUCGAAAUUCAUCUAGGGCUUCUUUUGAAAGAGACUUCAUUCUUGGCGACAUUCCCACAGACUUAUCAUCGAAGGACAGCUCUUGUCAACUCAAUAGUAAGUCUAGUGAUGAUCAGUAUGAUGAGCAGGAAGAACGUGAUGUAGUCUUUGAAAGAGAAUACAUGCAAGGUGUCUUGCUUAGAGAGCGUUUAAGGAAAAAUGACGGAAAAUCUUUUAAAGUCAAGCGCAGUAAAUACAAUCCAAAAAAGUCCAAAAGUCGUUCUUGCAUCACGAUUUCCAGUGGCAACCAGAGCCACUAUUUUAUGCUUAAUCUACAACUUGGUAUCAGGUAUACUGUUGGCAAGAUAACACCAAUUCCUGCCCGUGAAGUUAGAUAUACUGAUUUUGCUGAACAAGCCAGAAUUAAAAUGUUUUUUCCCAAAAAGGGUUCUCAACUUACGCCUCCACAUUAUUCGCUGGAUUUCUACUGGAAGGAUUAUUGCCCUAUGGUAUUCAGGAACUUGAGAGAAAUGUUUAAGUUAAAUGCUGCAGACUACAUGAUGUCCAUCUGUGGUGAUGAUGGUUUGAGAGAGAUUUCUUCACCAGGGAAAAGCGGCAGCUUGUUUUACCUGUCGCAUGAUGAUAGAUUUGUGAUUAAAACUUUGCGGAAAUCUGAGUUGAAGGUUUUCCUCAGAAUGCUUCCAAGCUAUUACAGUCAUGUACAAAUGCAUGAGAAUACUCUUAUUACAAAAUUCUUUGGGCUUCAUCGCAUAAAACUAAAAUGCGGAAGGAAGGUACGGUUCGUGGUCAUGGGGAAUAUGUUCUACACUGAGUUACGAAUUCAUCGUCGUUAUGACUUGAAGGGUUCAUCUUAUGGAAGGUCUACAAAUAAAGAGACAAUGAACCAAAAUUCUACCUUGAAAGAUCUUGACCUGAAAUAUGAAUUUUACAUGGAUCGAUCAUUGCGUGAUGCCCUAUUUGAACAAAUCGAGUUAGAUUGCAGGUUUCUAGAAUCUCAAAACAUAAUUGACUAUAGUCUUCUGUUGGGGUUGCAUUUCCGAGCACCUGAGCAUCUAAAGUCUUUCUUGGAAUUACAUGAACCUUUAUAUGAUGCUGAGAAUAAACCUGCUGCUGAUGGUAUGACCUCAAUAGCAGGGUUAUCAGUUCCUCCAACAGGUCUGAUGUUGGUUACACAUGAGCCGGGUUCAGUGAACACUGCUCCAGGUCCUCAUAUAAGAGGAAGUACAUUGAGGGCGUACUCUGUCGGUGAUAAGGAAGUUGAUCUACUCCUCCCUGGAACUGGAAGGCUAAGGGUACAAUUGGGUGUAAACAUGCCGGCUCUAGCAAAUCGUAAGGUUGAAGAAAAUGAGGUAGAUUCAAUGGAAGUCGAACUAUUUGAAGUCUAUGAUGUUGUUCUGUAUCUUGGCAUGAUAGAUAUAUUGCAGGACUACAACUUGAGAAAGAAAAUUGAGCAUGCAAGCAAAUCUUUGUUAAUAGACCCAGUGUCAAUCUCUGUUGUUGAACCGAAGUUGUAUGCAAGACGUUUUAUUGAGUUCUUGGAGAAAGUUUUUCCUGUUCUUUGAAUGAGUUGAACAAUGUUCUUUUUAUCUUAUACAUCUCUGCCGCGACUGGCUAUUGCGAUUUAGGGCAAUACAGUUGCAGAUAUUUAUUAAUGGAUCUUCAUGUGCAGGAUUAUAUAGAAAUGGUCAUAGAUUGCAUAUAACAGCAAUAUCAGUGCCUUGUGCAAUUGUUCGUAAGCAUCUAUUAGUCAUCAAUUGUGGGAUGUCAUAUUCACUUGUAUCUUAAUUUCUUGUUUGGGGAAAAAGUAUAGGGAAGAGAGGGAUGUGUUUACUUCUGUAAAGUUUAUUUUUUUUUCCUUGAGAAAUACUCUUGUAAAUUGGUUGAACAAUUGGUAUUCUUAAAAAAUUUGCCAAAUUGGCUUCGUUUAAUUACUACUUCGUAUUCCGUUUU
Messenger RNA from Chenopodium quinoa (quinoa), 3070 nucleotides. Its product is annotated as phosphatidylinositol 4-phosphate 5-kinase 7-like. The transcript is spliced from 10 exons. Gene Ontology annotation, biological process: phosphatidylinositol metabolic process. The coding region runs from base 349 to 2682 and encodes 777 amino acids. Lineage: Eukaryota; Viridiplantae; Streptophyta; Magnoliopsida; Caryophyllales; Amaranthaceae. The record is from RefSeq and is a predicted model, not a curated record. Gene Ontology annotation, molecular function: ATP binding; 1-phosphatidylinositol-4-phosphate 5-kinase activity.